AUGGCCAAACUUGAACCGUUUCGCGGCGACUACUUUCUCUGGAAGUAUCUCCCUCCCGUCCCUCUCGCCGCCACCUUUGCAAUUCUCUUCUCGAUUGCAACCUCGGCCGUUGGCUGGCGUCUCUGGCGGAUGCGCAGCUGGUUCUGCCUUGCAUUCGCCUGCGGCGGUCUCUUCCGGGUUAUCGGCUACGGAGUCCGCAACAAGGCACACCACAACACGGCCAAGCUCAUGCCCUACGCAAUCCAAAACGGCUUGAUCCUGCUCGCGCCCGUGCUCUAUGCGGCCUCCAUCUACAUGACCCUCGGCCGCGUCAUCCGCAGCGUGCACGGCGAGGCGUCCUCGGUCUUCAAGCCCCGAAACCUGAAGCGCAUCUUCGUCACGGGCGACGUCCUGGCCCUCGCGAGCCAGAGCGGCGCCGCGGGGCUCAUGGUCAUGGACGACCUGGCGCGCAUUGGCGAGAUGGUCAUCGUCGGCGGCCUCGCCUUUCAUCUCUGCGUCUUUGGCCUCUUCGUGUCGACGACGGCCGUCUUUCACCGGAGGAUGCUGCGUCGCGGGAGCGCCGUUGCGCGGGGCGUGCCCUGGCGGCAGAGGCUCUGGAUGCUGUACGGCGCCAGCGGGCUCAUCAUGGCACGCUCGGCGUUCCGGCUCGUCGAGUUCGUCAUGGGCCGGGACGGCUAUCACUUGACCCACGAGUGGUCCCUCUAUGUGUUUGACAGCGUGCCGAUGCUGGCUGUCAGGUCAUCUUCUGGGCGUGGUUCACGUCGAUGA
Molecule: messenger RNA, 768 nt
Organism: Verticillium dahliae VdLs.17
Lineage: Eukaryota; Fungi; Ascomycota; Sordariomycetes; Glomerellales; Plectosphaerellaceae
Product: RTM1 protein
Exons: 2
Coding region: 1-768 (255 amino acids)
Cellular component (GO): membrane
Source: RefSeq, a predicted model, not a curated record